AUGAGGUACAGGCGGAUGCCCUGGACGGCGGUGGCGAGGUCGCGGAUGGCCGUCGAGAGCUCUUGCUGCGAGAGGAGGGGGGCGGCGCCGGCGACAUCUGCCAGGGGCGCCGCGUCGCCCGUGGAGGGCGGCGGCUUGGCGGUGGAGGAGGGUCAUACCGAUGGUCAUAUGGGUGCUCUCCAUGUCAAUACUAAUGCACUAAUUGUUGGAGAUCAUUGUGUAGGGCAUGGAAGUGCAACAUUGGACAGUAGAGCUGGUGGCAACAUGAAGGACUAUUUCCAAACCACAUACAAAUUCUUGGAUAUGUCCCCACACGUGUUAGUUCCAAUGCAUGGAAGAGUCAACCUAUGGCCUAAGCAUAUGCUUUGUGGAUACCUCAGGAAUCGAAGGGCUAGAGAAGCCUCUAUGCUGCAAUCCAUAGAGAAUGGGGCUCAAACUCUGUUUGACAUAGUUUCAAGGACUUAUUGUGAUGUAGACAGUAAAUUAUGGAUUCCUGCUUCCUUUAAUGUCCGCCUUCAUGUUGAACAUUUGAACUCUCAACAUAAACUUCCUAAGGAUUUCUCCUUAGAGAAGUUCAAUGAAAGUUGCGGUGAAUUUGUGUCUAGCCUGUUUUGA
This is a messenger RNA of Lolium rigidum, 615 nucleotides long. RefSeq lists its product as uncharacterized. Lineage: Eukaryota; Viridiplantae; Streptophyta; Magnoliopsida; Poales; Poaceae. The transcript has 6 exons. The record is from RefSeq and is a predicted model, not a curated record. The coding region runs from base 1 to 615 and encodes 204 amino acids. Gene Ontology annotation, cellular component: plastid.